UGUCGGCAGCUCGGCGCACGCCAAUGACGCAAGCUACGGGAAGCAACACAGUUCAAAAUACAACCGCGUCACGGGGCGCAGGGGGGGAGCCGAAACGAGAAACGCCAAGCAGAGUACUACAAACCCCAGAAACAUCAGCGGAGGGUCCAGGCGCAGGCACGGCAGAGGCGGGACAAGGCCCGAAAUGCGAUCCUGCUCUGGGCAGGGCAAAUUCUGAUGAUGAGGGAGAAGAGGCGACCCCUGGGCGUGAGCGGGGAGGGGACACUCCGUCAGGCGCCGCCGGGCCGGGACAGGCAGGGGCGGGACAGGCGGAGGCGGAACAGGCAGGGACGGGGCGUGGACAAGGCGGAGAGUGUCUCCAGGGUGCCACCCCCACGCGGCAAACGUCACGAAGCUCGACUUCGCCCACCAGCGGCUCGCCGGUCGCUGAAUCGCCUGCGCGCGGCGAUUCAAACACUGCUGCUGCGUUUCUGCAGAUGGGCGCUCGUCCAAAACUAUCUCAGAUUUUACAGAUGUACCCAGAAAUUGAAAGCCUUUUGAGAACUCGACAUACUCCAUCAAAGGCAGGGAAAGAAACAGCAAAUCCAAAAUAGUACUGCGAGCCAGCAGAUGCCAGCUGUCGACGUGUCAUCGUCACCUAGGGACGGGACUGUGAAACCACAAUCACGACGAGCAUCAGGCACACCGAGUGGAGCACCUUUCAGCAGCGAGACAGCCACGUUACAUCGCUUUUUUCCAGUUUCAUAUAAAAAAUCAACUUCUUCAGAACAGCAGUUCAAACAAAAGCCGAGAGAACCUUUGCCGAUGGUGAGGGACGAUGAAGCUGCAGAAGAUGAAGACGACAAUCACUGAUGACGACAUCAUCCACAUCACUGCUUCAGAGGGCAUUCCUGUCCGGAAAGCAAAACCACUUGAGUUUUCAGGUCAAGCAUCAACUUUUUUGUUAUCUAAGGACUUUAUGAGGCAGUUUUUCCGGCAAUUCAGUGAAGCAGCUUCAGAAUUUCAACACGAGCCCAUGUCUUCUUUCUCUCGAAUUUUUCUUCCGAGGAAAGGUGCUGCAGAGAAAUUGGGUGAUGCCCAGCAAUCCCUGGUUCCUGUUCUUUGGGAAAAGGAAAAGGAAACAAAACAGGAUGAGGUAAAGCCUCAAAAACAGGUAGAUCCUGGAAAGGAUGAAGCAGCAGCGAAGCUGCAAGCACAGCAAUCAAUUCCAGUGUCGGACAAGACACAGGUUCCUGGUGCACGGGAAUUUCUUGCAGCAGACUGGACUGAAAUAAGAAAGCAUGCAUUGAAAGGGGAGACACUUCAGAUGGGUUCAAGAAGUAUGGCAAUGCCAGUGACUUAUGAUACACAGGAUGCAAACCCAAGAUGGGAGCGAUUGGAUUGUGAAGUCAUCAGGGAUCUGAUGAAAGCCAUUCAUGAUAAUGGAUUGGGGUCUCCAUACUUCAAACAACUUUUAAAAGGGACAUUUAAUAUUUAUGAUUUAACACCAUUUGACCUCAAAUCCCUUGCUUCAAUGAUCCUGACUGACUCACAGUUCAUCAUCUGGGAAGCAAAAUGGAGAAAAGCUCUUAAUGAGCUCGGAGACAAAUAUCGGGGGGGGGCGAAUGCAGGCCUCACCGUUGCACAAUUGGCCGGUGAUCCACCACUUGACAGUCCAGCGUGUCAAGCCAGACUUUUUCCUCGAGAAGUGUUGACAGACAUCAGGAAUGCAGCCAGAAAGGCAAUGGUGCAAAUUCCACUGACAGGAGUUAUGGAAAGUAGUUACACAGACAUAAAGCAAGGUCCUUCAGAAUCUUUCACCUCAUUAGUCGAUCGUCUCACACAAGCAGUGGACAGGCAAGUCACUGAUGAGGGGGUGAAGUCACAUUUGAUUCGGUGUCUUGCACUUGCAAAUGCCAAUCCAGAAUGCAAACAUGUCAUCAGUGCAAUGCCAGGUCAACCUUCUAUGGCAGAAAUUAUAGAGGCAUGCAGCAAGGUGGGGACACCACAGCAUGUUGCAACGAUUUUGGGGGAUCAGGUGGAAAAGGCUGUCAAAGAAGCAUUCGCAAAUUUUCAACAAAGACAAUGCUACAAGUGUGGCAAACAGGGGCACUUCCAGAAGGACUGUCCAGAACUUGCAGAGAUUGCAAGCUCACUGGAUGUUUGUCCAAGGUGCGGUAUUCCUACUUGAAGUGCAUGAGAACAUUGUUGUAACACAGAAAAUCAGUUGGGCCAAAGUGGCUGGCGGCGAGGCACGUGAAACCGUACCGAGUCCAGACGCAAGCAGACGUGGACCCCAAGACCGGAGGAAGAGAAGUGGGCACGCAGACGUGAGCCGGUGUCAAGACAGCAGACAUCCCUUCGUUCUACGUGCAAAAAGAGACUCUGGGACUUGAGUUUUCUUUGGGGCUUGGGUGGUGUUGCAUUUUUAGGGAUUCCCAUGGGAAAAAGGCCAUUGAAAAUGAAAGAACUAUCUUUGUGCCUCAUUCUCUCCUUGAUUGCCUUGAACAAUGCAGCAGUUUUGCCCAUGGCCCAACCAAAAGAGAAUGUUUGGGAAACUCUAGCCAAUGCAUCAGGUUUGGAUACCAUCUGCCUGACACACUCAAAGCCAGGGAAACCUUUUUCAACAUGUUUAGUGGGGUUGCCAGUGAGCAAAUGGCCGAUUCCUGAAAUCAUCCCUCCAGUGAUUUCAAAUUCCAUUGUAAAUCCAGUGGACAAAUGGGAUGUUUGGACGAAGUUCCUUCCUGUGGCUCCUUUUGAACCUUAGGAACUGGAAAUUCUUGGAUUGGUCCAAAUGCAAUUUUGUGUGAAAUUCGGCCUUUCUGGAGUGGCACAAAAUAAAACAAUAGACGUCACUCCAAACCUCAAUUUCUACAGAAAUUCAUCAUCUUCGUGUAAUUACACUAAGAUGCUGGACAAGCCAUCCAAUCAUGUUCCAGCACAAUUGCCGAGAGGAACCUUUUUCAUCUGUGGGGACAGAAUUUGGCCCGCAAUCCCCGCAAAUUUCAAAGGUGGUCCAUGCAGCAUUGGAAUGCUUUCAUUGCUAACACCCAGCAUGACAUUGCUGAGAGAACAAAUAUAUAGAGGGAAAAGAUCUAUCAAGAUGUAUGAUCCAAAUUGUGAUGACAAUGUUCACACAUGGAACAAGGCUCAGAGAAUUGCAGUUGCACUUUUUUCACCACAGGCAUCAUCAGGAGUAGCCUUGACACAAUUGGAUUGGGUGGGUUGUUGGCUGAGCAAACAUGCCCGAGCCGCCUCUCUUGCACUGAGUGACAUGUUAUUAGAUGUUGACAGUGUAAGACAAGCAAGUCUCCAAAACAGGGCAGCGAUAGAUUAUCUUUUGCUGACCCACGGGCAUGGGUGUGAGGAAUUUGAGGGAAUGUGCUGCAUGAAUUUGUCAGAUCAUUCCAAAUCCAUUCAUGAGAACAUCAAGCAAUUGCAGGAGAGUGUGAACAAACUUGGAGAAGUAACUGGGUCAUGGAUGGAUGGUGCGUUCAAUUUGUUUGACCUUUCACUAUUGUGGAAGGAAAUUUUAAAAACAUUUAUAUAUAAUUUUAGUAGGGCUUGUAAUUCUUCUCAUGAUCUUGCCGUGUUUGCUUCGAUGCAUACGGCAGGCCAUGGACAGGGUUGCCAAAGAGGUGUUUUUGGUUCAAACCGGAGGGGGAGAUGUUGGAGUCCAGGGCAUUCCUUUGGCUGCCCUGGAGGGUCAGAGACCUGGACAGGGGGGUCUGGGACCCUGGCACAGAGCCCAGAGGGACAUUGGCUUUGAUCUCAGUC
This is a messenger RNA of Hirundo rustica (Barn swallow), 3756 nucleotides long. RefSeq names its product endogenous retrovirus group K member 6 Gag polyprotein-like. Gene Ontology annotation, biological process: viral process. The transcript has 2 exons. The record is from RefSeq and is a predicted model, not a curated record. Gene Ontology annotation, molecular function: nucleic acid binding; zinc ion binding. Lineage: Eukaryota; Metazoa; Chordata; Aves; Passeriformes; Hirundinidae. The coding region runs from base 818 to 2170 and encodes 450 amino acids.